CUAGUUCCCCCUCUUUCCAUUUCUGGAUGCUUCUGAUGUCAGUGGUUUCCCCGCCUUCGGGUUCCCUGCCCCCCGCUUUCGGUCACAGCCUCUUUUCUCCCAUUUUCCCGGCUCUCUGGGGAGCCCAGAGUAAUCCGUCGGGCUUGGGGAAACGCAGCUGGUCCCAAAGAUUCAGGAAGCCUGGGAGAUUGACAGCUGGUCCAGGUGACUAAACCCACCUUCAAAUCCUGUGGGCCAUCCAGAAGAUUCCCUGUCUGAUCACAAACCUGAGGGGAGAGACAUCUACAAGUCCCAAGUUGGGGACCAGAGCACACCAACCAGUCUCACAGUUGGGAAAGCAGCCAGCUGGCUCCCCCAUCCGUUCCAGGGACACUUAAGGAAGAGCCGGUCUCCCCUGCUGGCCCAAGGCUGAGGAUCACCUCUGCUGACCCACAGCCUCCUCCCCAGCCCUGGCCCUAGCUGGGUCAGUCAUGCCAUGCUGAGCAGGAGGGUGGGCCUGGGGCAGCCUGACUGACUACAGGGCGAGGAUCGUGGGCAUCAUGGGGGUGCAUGUAAGUGGGGCUCCUGGGUGAGACCUAGCCCCCGCCCCCAGAGUUCAAAGGGGGUGGGGGGUUGAGGCUAGGAUGGCUCGGGGUGGGGUAGGGGCAGAGGAGGCCUCACUGCGCUCCAGUGCGUUGUCCUGGCUGGCUUGUGGGCUCCUGGCACUGCUGGCCAACGCCUGGAUCAUCCUUAGCAUCUCGGCUAAACAGCAGAAGCACAAGCCACUGGAGCUGCUGCUCUGCUUCCUGGCGGGCACACACAUCCUCAUGGCGGCUGUGCCCCUUACCACGUUUGCUGUGGUGCAGCUGCGGCGCCAGGCUUCCUCUGACUACGACUGGAACGAAAGUAUCUGCAAGGUCUUUGUGUCUACCUAUUACACGCUGGCUCUGGCCACCUGCUUCACAGUCGCCUCACUCUCCUACCAUCGCAUGUGGAUGGUGCGCUGGCCUGUCAACUACCGCCUCAGCAAUGCCAAGAAGCAGGCCCUGCAUGCUGUCAUGGGCAUCUGGAUGGUCAGCUUCAUCCUCUCCACGCUGCCUUCCAUUGGCUGGCACAACAAUGGAGAGCGCUACUAUGCCCGCGGCUGCCAGUUCAUAGUCUCCAAGAUUGGCCUUGGCUUUGGCGUCUGCUUCAGCCUCCUGCUACUUGGGGGCAUUGUCAUGGGGCUGGUCUGUGUGGCCAUCACUUUCUACCAGACAUUGUGGGCCCGGCCCCGGAGGGCUCGGCAGGCCCGGAGAGCGGGGGGCAAUGGCAGGGCCAAGGCAGGAGGGCCAGGGGGCUUUGGUACCCAUCCAGCUUUUGAGGUGCCAGCUAUUGUGGUGGAGGACACCCGAGGGAAGCGGCGGUCCUCACUGGAUGGCUCCGAGUCUGCCAAGACAUCACUGCAGGUCACCAACUUGGUCAGCGCCAUCGUCUUUCUCUAUGACUCACUCACAGGGGUGCCCAUCUUGGUGGUGAGCUUCUUCUCCCUGAAGUCUGAUUCAGCUCCCCCGUGGAUGGUGCUGGCCGUCCUGUGGUGCUCCAUGGCACAGACACUGCUGCUGCCCUCCUUCAUCUGGUCCUGUGAACGCUACCGUGCCGAUGUGCGCACAGUGUGGGAACAGUGCGUGGCUAUCAUGUCUGAGGAGGACGGCAAUGACGAUGGGGGCUGUGAUGACUACACAGAUAGCCGAGUCUGCAAAGUUCGAUUUGAUGCGAAUGGGGCCACAGGGCCGGGGGGCAGGGACCCCACCCAGGUGAAGCUACUGCCUGGUCGGCACAUGCUUUUCCCCCCGCUGGAAAGAGUGCACUACUUACAGGUCCCUUUGUCACGCCGUCUGUCCCACGAUGAAACCAACAUCUUCUCUACUCCUCGAGCACCAGGAUCCUUCCUGCACAAGUGGUCAUCCUCUGACGACAUCCGAGUCCUCCCUUCCCAGAGCUGCGCCCUUGAGGCCCCUCCUGAGUACCUGGGACAGAGACAUCGCCUGGAGGACCAGGAGGAUGAAGAGGCUGAAGGUGGGGGGCUGGCUAGCCUUCGCCAGUUCCUGGAAAGUGGGGUUCUGGGGUCAGGUGGGGGACCCCCACGGGGUCCUGGCUUUUUCCGGGAGGAGAUCACCACCUUCAUCGAUGAGACGCCUCUGCCUUCUCCAGCAGCCUCUCCGGGACCCUCUCCUCGAAGACCCAGGCCACUGGGUCUCUCACCACGCCGACUCUCCCUGGGGUCCCCUGACAGCAGAGCUGUUGGACUUCCUCUGGGGCUAAGUGCAGGGCGACGCUGUUCCCUGACAGGGAGUGAAGGCAGUGCAAGGGCCUGGGGGAGACCCUGGGGCCCAGGGAAUCCCAUCUUCCCCCAGCUGACCCUGUGAGCCCAGGUAGGCCCACUGAACUCCAAGGAAAGUGCCAGGUGAGGACAUUUGCAUUGGGGCUGAGCAUAGAGCCACUGCCCCCAGACUGGGGGAGAUGGGUAACUAGAUCUGGGGCUGAGGAGGCCCUGUUCUUUACCAUCCAAGUGACCAGAUCCCCUACUGACCCUCCAUCAUCCCUAGUAAAAUGUAUUAAAGUCUGAGUGUUGCCAU
Messenger RNA from Octodon degus (degu), 2597 nucleotides. It is a transcript of the gene Gpr162, whose product is annotated as G protein-coupled receptor 162. The record is from RefSeq and is a predicted model, not a curated record. The transcript has 5 exons. Gene Ontology annotation, cellular component: membrane. Gene Ontology annotation, molecular function: G protein-coupled receptor activity. NCBI's taxonomy places the organism in Eukaryota, Metazoa, Chordata, Mammalia, Rodentia, Octodontidae. Gene Ontology annotation, biological process: G protein-coupled receptor signaling pathway. The coding region runs from base 624 to 2387 and encodes 587 amino acids.